AUGGAAGAAAAUAUUCAUAUUCAAAUCGGAGAAGCCCCGAAGUUGGCUGACUUCAAACUGUUGACAAAAAUCACGAACGAACCCUUGCAUUGGAAACGUGGUUCUCAUCACGGCGAGAUCUUGCUCAGGGAGACACCUGAACGUGGGCCUGCUUCGCUGUUGGUGACGUGCAGCAGUCAGGGCGCAGCGCAGAUCGAGCUACGAGCGUUGCUGGAGAGCCGGAUCCAGUUUCCAGUGCCCCGAGCUGCAGGGCAAGAAGCGGCGGCGAAAAGGCGUGGAGGCGGCGGCGGCAGCGGCGGUGGCGGUGGCCCCGUCGCGGGCGCCGGCGACGAAGCUGGGACGACACCGGCGCAGACACGGCCAGACUUGGCCGUGACGACGUGGCGUCUCCUUCCCUUCCCCGACAGCCCGACAAGUCUCGUCGCGGAUGACGAGCACCCGGAGCAGCGAGCAACACGCGGCCGACUGCAGUCCUCGGCCCGUGUUCGUCGAGUAGCAUUUACCGUUGAGGGACCAAUCCGGCAACAGGGCCAGAUCUCACACUGACCCGAGCCCUCAACAAAGCGUGAACGACGUUCUGUAUACCCCCCUUAUCUACCGUAACUUGGCCAUGUCCUCCCCGGGAUAAAUCGAAGCCAGCAGGGACCUGCUUUCCGAACGCUGGGGUUUUCCUCCGUCUGCCGAGACCCUUUACUGCUGCAUGUCCUCUCCGGUCAUCUGCGCAACUGCAGGCAGACACAUCCGAAAACUCUCCGAAUUCCAUCUUCAGCCUAAUUACCCUCAUCCAAGCCGUCAUUAAAUUCGACUUUUCGUUCUUGAACGCAGCCAAACGCAUUCGUGAGCCUCUUUUUGCGGAGCACUGAAUCCUUUUCGCUUGGGAGGGUUUCGCUGGAACUUGAUGGGUGAUUGGGAAAAAAGAAAAAGUGAAGGAAAUGUUGACGGGAAUCCGCUGGUUGUGUUAGCGGGGACGCGCUUGACGGAGAGCUUGAAUAGAUUUUAAUUCGGCUCGGAUGCACGGAUGUCAGAGAGGGUGAACAACGAUUGGAACAGGAAGGAAAGCGCGAGGGCACACACUUCCGCGACCGGAAGCAGAGACCCGCCUGCGCGGACUGAUCCUUUACACACUCGGCCACGAAGAUCGAGACGGUUUCGACAAGCAUUCCGUGCUGAUGCCUACCCGGAUCCAGUCCCUUCUUCACCUCCGAAGCUUUAAUUCAACGUCCACCGGCAGUUCGCGAUUUGUUGUCAGUGCUAUACUAAGACCAUUAGGGCCUCAUUAACCAACCCUCAUCGCUCACUAACCGCCCGAGACGUCGACCGCGCCGCAAUGAUGUUUUUUUGUUUGAUUGUUUUUUUUUUAUUACGUCGUGUACAGUUCGGCUGGAAAUUCCUACGGCAUCGCGAGGUAUACGUUUGAGAAAUUACAAGGCUUUGCGGGGAUGGAGUUCCGGUCGCGAUGCUUGCGGACGCACACGGGGGUUUCUCGCGUCCCUGUCGUCGCAACCACACCGAGUGCGUGCUUUUUGUUACGUGAAGGAGUUGUUAUACGUUGUUAAUAAGUGCAGAGCGCUGGGGCGGGUCGACGCGAUCGGCCGUCGACAGCGACGUGGACUUCCGGUCCCGUGGUUCUUUAUUUUACCAGCGAGAGAGAGAGAGAGAGCGAGACUAUACGCCGUGCCACGUUGUGUCCUGAGUGUGAAUGUCGGUGGGCUUCAGGCGGGUGAAUGGUUCCGAGUCGUUUGUGCAUACUCCCGCGCGCGAUUUUAAUCAUUCAAUUCUUUCUUUCUUUGUUUUUUACAAAUUACGACCAAUUUUCACUUUUAUGGGCGGCUACGAGUUUAAAUGUUGCGUCAUGCAAGUUGGGAAAGAAAUUAUCUUUGGUGGCCCUUGAAUUUUAAGCACCAUGCGAAGGUAUGUUAAACUCUAUUCUACCCCGCCAAACCUGUGUCGAUUACAGUACAGAGUAACUCUUCACUCCAGCAUUUUUUGAAAUUUAUUCGAAUUUCGGUCGUUCUAAUCUUCAUGGGAGGCUCAAAGCUAAAUUUUACGUCAAGUUUGAAAAAAAGUAAUCUCUUAUGAGACCGUUGAGUUUUAAAAUACGUGCAGGUGACGUCACACGCUGAAUAACGUCGGUUCUUUGUUAAUUAUGCAGAGCAACUAUUUCAUUUGUUUAAAAAUCAUAUUUUUUGGUACUUAAUCCAACUCAGCUCCCCCGCGCCAAGUUACUGUUACAUAAAAGCCAUAAAUCCCCCGGGAUCGAUACGAACCCUCAGGCUUCACGACGCACUGGUUGAAACCCCUUCUUGGGUCGGUUUUUGGGACACCUGACCAGCGGAAUGGAAAAGAUUCCUACAUUACAGUUAGCUCAUGAAAAAAACACGUAUGGGAAUACAAAAAGGAGAAGUGAGGGCAAAAUAUACAAUUCUAAGAAAGAAUGAGAUCGGCUUUGUUUGAGCUCACAGAUAAUUCAGUUUCUGUCGCGGAGAAUAAGUGUUUAAUAUGGCCUUAAUUUGACUUGAAGCUGCUGAUAGUAAUUGGAACCCAGACGAUUUUACACGCGAACAACACUUCUACGUGUUAUGUUGAACGUGGUACAAUUCCAGGAAAAAGUUGCCCCGUCUCAGAUGAUUUUUGAAAGCCGAUCCGUUUAAAACUUCAAAUUCAUAUUAUAGCGUCUUCAGAAAGCUAAUCUGCCGGAAAAUCCUGCUUUAAAUCUGCGCCACCCACCUGUGAGCUAUAAAUAAGUAAUUUCCCGGAGAUUCAGCUGUUGAUAAUCCCGGAUUCUAAUGUCAUGGCGGAAAAAUGGCACAUCUUCACAAACCGUGGAAUAUUUGGAAGAAAAUUUGAGCGUAAGCUUCCAUUGGAAUUUCUCGAAAUGAUUCGAAUAUUGGAGCUUCCUCUCAAUUCCGUCUACCGGUUGCGUUGACGAGGUGUGCGCAAAUAUCUGCUCAAGUUGAAUCUCGCAUUGCGCAAUCGAAGAGGUGCGCAAACUGGCAAGGUGCAUAAUAAAUGAUUGCGUAGGUGACUGUGUGUAUCAGGGAAAGGAUGCUUUUGUUGCUGAAGUCCGGCAUGGAUCGGAUUCUUGAUGCGCCUUUAUUUUCAUUUCGCACGGUGGUUGGGAAGAAUGUUUGGUGAUUUUCGCGAAGCUCUGAACGACGGGGCUGGAUUUCGUCGUAACAUAUCAAGCCAAAGAUUGCGUUUUAGUCAUUAUGAAAAGUUCUGCGUGGGAAAGUGAGGCGAUAAAACUGACGUUGGGGAGAGUAGAUCGGUCAGACGACGAUUCCGGCGGGAAAGGUUUUGUGGCUAUCCACGCUUGCGAGUUUACUUUUUUUCUCUUUUUGUCUUCAUUUUUGUUGCUUUUAUUCUGGGAGAGGGGGGUUGGUACAUUCGUUCGCAUGAAGGAGUGGAUUAGAUUUAUGCCGGACAUAAUUUCGAUAAUUUUUUUCCUGAUUGGGAAUGUGCGUGCUGUUUUGGGUGUAACAUCCUUAAUCAUCGUGAGCUGAAUGCGAGCAAUUAUGAUUUCCACCGCUUAACCAGAGUUUGUGUACAGCAAAUGACUUCUCUCACGCUCAUCAAAUGACGCUUGAAAUUGUUUUCGUAUCGGGGAAGAAAUUUGUGUAUUUAUUGCAGGCUGGAUUUUCCAGAGGUUGGAUUGAUUUGUAGUGGUUGCUUACAAUUCAACGCUCAUUCUGAGGUGAACAUAAUGGGAAGCUGCAGGAACUUUCGCCACGGCAAGUUCGGGAAUGGAUUGGGCGUGCUGGCCAUGAUAUAAGUUCGAUCCGU
Notodromas monacha is the source of this 3783-nucleotide messenger RNA. NCBI's taxonomy places the organism in Eukaryota, Metazoa, Arthropoda, Ostracoda, Podocopida, Cyprididae. The record is from the annotation of a GenBank genome assembly.